AUGCCUCCUAACCCAAGGGAUGAAGGUGACCUACUAGCGAAGCCAAACCGAUUAGCCCUACUAUCUAGAAACCUGGGAUUUCAGUCACCUAAAAUAAAUGAGAUAUUAGCUAAUGAUCCCGAUAUACAAAUUGCGCGUAAUGCUUUACUUAAAGCUCGUGAUCCGUUUCACUACGUAUAUAACGCCCCUCCACUACACGUCCUUAUAGGGAACAUAGCGGAAAACUUUAAGAUAGCUAGUUAG
Messenger RNA from Penicillium pulvis, 243 nucleotides. RefSeq lists its product as uncharacterized. The transcript is spliced from 2 exons. NCBI's taxonomy places the organism in Eukaryota, Fungi, Ascomycota, Eurotiomycetes, Eurotiales, Aspergillaceae. The record is from RefSeq and is a predicted model, not a curated record. The coding region runs from base 1 to 243 and encodes 80 amino acids.